Molecule: messenger RNA, 789 nt
Organism: Epithele typhae
Lineage: Eukaryota; Fungi; Basidiomycota; Agaricomycetes; Polyporales; Epitheliaceae
Exons: 2
Biological process (GO): protein phosphorylation
Molecular function (GO): protein kinase activity; ATP binding
Source: RefSeq, a predicted model, not a curated record
UUCUCGGGCACUGCAGCCCUAGCCACCAUCGAGCUCGACACGGAAGCCGGGCCCGGUGAACAGGGCUCUGCAUCCUCGUAUGUCGCACACUGGUGCCAUGCCAACCAAAGUACCAUCCUCAACAGCUGCUUCGCGCCCUCCUUCGUGAUCGGCGUCUCCGGGCCGCGCAUCUCCAUCUCGGGCGCUAUGUUUACGGGAAAGCCCGUCGUGCAGCACUUGACGAGAGAUCUAUGGCUCUCGCAGGACCACCACAUGGACGAGGCCGUGCUAUUGGAGAACGCGCGCGUGCUCCACGCGCUCAAGCUCGCGCUCGACCGCCUCCACGCGUUCUACACCCGUCUCUCGCUCCCGGCAAAUGAGGCCUCUCGCUUCUUUCCCAUCGCGACCCGGUACCGUGCGGCCGACGGCUGCCCCACGACUUUUACAUACGUGGAUGUGCUCAAGAGCCCCGGCGAGGGCUCCAAUGUCUUCCUCGCGCAUCUCGACGGGCCGGAGCCGCGCGCUGUCGUCGUCAAGUUCGUCGAGCGGUACGGCGUCCGAGCGCACGAGCUCCUCGCCGCCGCAGGCCUCGCGCCCGCGUUGCUAUACUUCGGUGACAUUUGGCCAGAACAAGAACAAGAGCCACGGUACCACGGGCACAAGAUGGUGGUGAUGGAGCACGUCGAGGGCGUCGCGGCCUUCGCGCCGGAACAGCAGAAGGCCGCCGCGCCCGAGGUGGAGCGUGCGCUGAAGAUCCUGCACGACAAUGGAUUGGUGCACGGGGAUGUCCGCCCGCUGAACAUCUUCCUU